Molecule: messenger RNA, 1899 nt
Organism: Oreochromis aureus
Lineage: Eukaryota; Metazoa; Chordata; Actinopteri; Cichliformes; Cichlidae
Gene: fam131aa
Product: family with sequence similarity 131 member A
Exons: 5
Coding region: 455-1480 (341 amino acids)
Source: RefSeq, a predicted model, not a curated record
CACAGUUGCCUUUCCUGUUAGUCAGAUGGCCUGAAAACACGACAUGUUACAAAUCCCUCUUGUGCUCCGGCUACUGUAAGCCACAUCGUAGAUUUUGCUGACCCAUCGCAUCUGCUCAGUGUGGCCAUGUGUGUUUGUUGUGGAGUUAGUUAGGUAGCGCUAUCAUUUUAAUCUGCAGCUUUGCGAUGAGGAGGCCCGGCUGGAGCUGCUUACCCGUGCUGGUCACACGCCAUAUGUUUGCCCAGACGCAUGGAAACCACCACAAUUGCGCUCGCCUCCCUCCACCCCAACCAUUCUAACCGGUUGCACAGGCUUAUCGUGGCUUUAGCAUCUGUGCGGUAAAUUUAGGCCAUUGCUGUUUGCUUGUCUGGCCGGUGGUUUAAACCAGUGAACGCAAGCUGUGACUUUUAGUCGUUUGUGCGCUGUGCCGUGAUACCAUCUCCGCACAUCCACGAUGAGGCUGAGGUCCAGGAGUAGAGAAAGAAUGGAGACAAGAAGAGAGGAAGCGGUGAAAUUUGAGGAGAUUGAAAUGAUUCCAAAGUCCGGAAAAUCUCCAGCAGACUCACGGAAAUCUGCCGGCAUUCAUGAGUUUGCAGCGCUUGCCAGAUCCUCCUUGAAUGGUAUCUCUCAGGCAGUGAGAGACCACAUGACAAAGCCCACCUCGCUGGCUCAGGGCCGGGUCGCUCACCUCAUCGAGUGGAAAGGUUGGCCUAAACCUGCAGCUCCUUCACUGGCCGCACACUCCCAGUUCAGCUCCUACUGCAAUCUGACUGAAGGGGAGAAGGAGGCUCGCUUUGCUGCAGGAGUGGCCGAGCAGUUUGCCAUCGCGGAGGCUAAGCUACGUGCAUGGGCAUCUGUGGAUGAAGAUGAUGAGGAAGAUUUCAAUGAUGAAGACUCCCACAUCAGCGGACACACUCACACGGUAUCCAGCCAAAACUCAGAAGCCACCAUCUACAGUUCCACCUCUGGAGCACCGCCCGGGGUGGACCGCACUGAGACGCCACCAUCCGACGGUCCCCUGGGCUCCCACAACAGCAGCCUGCCCUGUGGCAGGCUAGCAACUGAAAAUGCCCCACAGUCAUCACAAAGCAACUCACCCUCUUUGCCCAGCGACUCCAUGAGUACGUGCCUGGAGGAGGAGGAGGAAGAGGAGGAGAGGCUGGACAGCCUCAAGGAGCAGCCAGCUCCUUUGCAGGAGCACCGCAGCGAGGUGUGCAUCUACAGCAAGCCCGAGUGGAGGCCGAGGUGCAGGAGCAGCAGGUUUGACUCCUGCUACUCCACCUCUCACUCCGAGUCUCCCGGAGAGGAGGACGAGGAAGACGAGGAGGAGGAGGAAGGCAGCGUGUUUCACGAGGUCCGGGUGUGGCACUGCAGCCCCAGGAGCUUUUUCUCUGACCGGGCGUCUUCCGGGGUGGCGUCAUUCGAUGAGGAAGAAGAAGAGAGAGAAGAAGCAGAGGGAAAAAAAGAGUAUUUGAUGUGAUGUGUCGUCCACCUUUUUGUCCCCUUGAGUCUGUGUUGAUUCUGGAUAUUCUGCUUAAACUGUACACCUCUCCUCCUCCUCUUCUCCUUCCUCCUCCACUCAUUCUGUCUCCUGUCUCUCAUCCUCCAGGCCUUUCAUACUGAUCUUGCUCCACUGUUUAUCGCUGCUGUAAACAGUCAAUAUGUUGAGAGAGUUCAAUCAGAAUGUAAUGCUGUUGUUCACUAAGUUUUGUACGUUUAUUUUUUUUGUGUGUGUGAACAGUCAUGUGUUGCUAUUGCAUUGGUUUUCUAUGGAUAUUUUCUAGUGUUGUUUCCUCUGGGUCACGUUGUGUCAUGUGGGUUGGGCUCUGUUUGAUAUUGAAUGCCUGAAUGUCUUGCAUAUAUAAAUAUGAGUUUUUGAAAGAAGAUACUUUGUUGUUG